Molecule: messenger RNA, 1661 nt
Organism: Clupea harengus (Atlantic herring)
Lineage: Eukaryota; Metazoa; Chordata; Actinopteri; Clupeiformes; Clupeidae
Gene: dnaaf19
Product: dynein axonemal assembly factor 19
Biological process (GO): determination of left/right symmetry; inner dynein arm assembly; epithelial cilium movement involved in extracellular fluid movement
Cellular component (GO): outer dynein arm
Source: RefSeq, a predicted model, not a curated record
UCUUAUUUCAAUAAUGCCCAUGCGAUUUGUUUAAGCUUUGAUGUGAUGCUGAUAUAGAUUCUCAUUGUGUUUUUUGCGGUCCAUAAUGUGAACGUGAACUGUAGUGACAUGUUUUGUAAUUCUAGACACACCCCUUAUCUUCAGGAGGUAGUAACCAUGGAUACCUGUAUGUCAACGGAAGUAGGGGCAAGUUGCGUGUAGUUGGUGAAGUGGGUUUCUCAGAUAAUCGUCCUAAAAGUUGAUUCAAUACUUGCCGCAUUCAAGAUUCCUUCAUUGUUACAUCUCGUUAUACAGGUAGAAAGAGCAAAAGUAUUGGGUUUCGGCUCCUUGACGUCGCAGCAAUAAAUAAUACAUACAUUGUGCGUUUUUGUGUAUGCACAGCUACCUCUGAGUUGAGAAGUAUCCGGCUAACUUUGGGGAACUAUCGCUAGCUAUAUUUGUUGAACGGAGUUGAAACCCUGCUUCGUAGAGAAAUGGGGGAGUCGGAAUUCGUGAUCAAUUUCUCGGCCCUUGAAAAAGAGCUGGAGUGUGCAGUUGAAGCUGACAAGAAAUAUCGUCGCGAAAAUGAUGCCAAGUUUCGUGCUCUUCACCAGAAAGUAGCCACCUAUGAGGAGUUUAGAGAUAUUGUAUUAGCAUCUCACCUGAAACCCUUGGACAGGAAAGAUCGAGCCGCUGCUCCACCUAAGCAGCCCUGGAACGCCGUAGCCUCUAAUAAGAGCUGUCGAGACUCGCAGACUUUCGAAGGGAUGCAGCCUCAGCCGCCUGACUUCCAGCCCAGGACAGCGUCAGAGUUCAGCCGGGAAUGGCGGCGGUUGGCCAGUGGUGUCAGUGAGAAGUACGGCUUCCUCUUAGCCCUGGGAGGGGAGGCCUUGAGGGCCAUAUUCAGUGCUGAGGUGGGCUUCGGCCUGCUGGGGGAGCUGCUGCUGGUCCUGUCACAGGGCUUCCAGCCUGUGGACUGGCCAGAGGUUGUGGGAGUGCUGAAUGGCCUGUCGAGGACCCCACGGUUUGGCCUCAACGUGUCCCUGCUGAGCAGGGGAGAGAAGGGGGCGUGUGAAGAGCUAUUCCUGAAAAUUCAGACGGCAGUGGACGUUAAACCACCGUUUGAUGUCUGUCAGGGGGAUGAAACACCAUCCAGAGUUACUGCUGCUGCCGCUGAUGAUGGUGGGGGUGUAGCUCAGAAUGUGGAAACAGCAGGAGACGACAAUUCUCAUGAAAAAUUGAAACAUUUAAUGGAAAUGUAUGGUACUCCUAGCAGUGGUCCAUAGAUAGGACUGUUUCAAGAAGGAUUUACAUACACUGGAAGGGUGAUGACAUGAGUGGGUACAGAGAAUGUAACAACUCAAUUGGUCAGAGCUCGUUUACAUGUCAUUCAUGUUCAUUGUACAGUGUGGUUUUUGCUGUUGUGUACUCAGUUGGUUAUGUUCUUGAGAAUUGAAACUGCAGUGGUUUGGCCAGUUGAAUGUACCUUUUUAGAAAUAUUUUAGGCUGUGUCAAGAAAUAUAGCCAUAAUAUUCAUGGUUAUAUUUUGUGAAUAAAUCAUAAAUAAACCAAUAAACAAAAUGUAUUAUAAAUGUACUUCACUUACUUACUGUGUUUCAGUCUUAUGUAAAACAUGUAGAAAGAUCAUAAUUUAUGAAUACACACUGAAAGCGUGAUUAUAC